Messenger RNA from Oncorhynchus tshawytscha (Chinook salmon), 5474 nucleotides. Its product is annotated as zinc finger protein 721. The transcript is spliced from 11 exons. Gene Ontology annotation, biological process: central nervous system development; regulation of transcription by RNA polymerase II. Gene Ontology annotation, molecular function: RNA polymerase II cis-regulatory region sequence-specific DNA binding; DNA-binding transcription factor activity, RNA polymerase II-specific. The record is from RefSeq and is a predicted model, not a curated record. Lineage: Eukaryota; Metazoa; Chordata; Actinopteri; Salmoniformes; Salmonidae. Gene Ontology annotation, cellular component: nucleus. The coding region runs from base 199 to 5055 and encodes 1618 amino acids.
GCAGAACUGUCAAGACAAUAACUUUUGUGUCCGUUUCUCUUUAUUACUACAGGACGACUCAGAUCAAGUCUGAGGCCGGUAACAUCAACAGUGAGGACAAACCCAGCCUGCCACUCUCCUUCCACACCGAGUCCAAACCUACAGUCACUGGGUCCUGAUUGUGACAGUGGAGCCCAGUUUGCACUGCAGGAUCCAGAGAUGGCAGCAGUGAAGCUGGAAGACUGCAGUCAAACACUGGAGCUGAAUGUCAACAUUAAAGAUGAAGAAGAGGAGGAGAAGAUUGGGAAAUGUGUUUAUCAUGGCCGACUCAGGUCAAGUCUGAGGCCAGAAACAUCAACAGUGAGGACAAACCCAGCCUGCCACUCUCCUUCCACACUGAGUCCAAACCUACAGUCACUGGGUCCUGAUUGUGACAGUGGACCCCAGUUUGCACUGCAGGAUCCAGAGAUGGCAUCAGUGAAGCUGGAAGACUGCAGUCAAACACUGGAGUUGAAUGUCAACAUUAAAGAUGAAGAAGAGGAGGAGAAGAUUGGCACAUCUGUUUAUGAUGACCGACUCAGAUUAAGUCUGAGGCCGGUAACAUCAACAGUGAGGACAAACCCAGCCUGCCUCUCUCCUUCCACACUGAGUCAAAACCUACAGUCACUGGGUCCUGAUUGUGACAGUGGAGCCCAGUUUGCUCUGCAGGAUCCAGAGAUGGCAUCAGUGAAACUGGAAGACUGCAGUCAAACACUGGAGCUGAAUGUCAACAUUAAAGAUGAAGAAGAGGAGGAGAAGAUUGGGAAAUCUGUUAGUCAUGGCCGACUCAGAUCAAGUCUGAGGUUUGUAACAUCAACAGUGAGGACAAACCCAGCCUGCCUCUCUCCUUCCACACUGAGUCCAAACCUACAGUCACUGGGUCCUGAUUGUGACAGUGGAGCCCAGUUUGCACUGCAGGAUCCAGAGAUGGCAUCAGUGAAGCUGGAAGACUGCAGUCAAACACUGGAGCUGAAUGUCAACAUUAAAGAUGAAGAAGAGGAGGAGAAGAUUGGUAAAUCUGUUAAUCAUGGAGACCAUGUUGAGACAUUCUCUACAUCCAGAGAGCAACAGCAGGAAGAUCACAGAGUUAAGAGGUCUCACCACUGCCCACAUUGUGAGGAGAUUUUCCCAAUUCUAUCAAAGCUAAAAAUACACCUAAAAAUGCAAAGAGGAGAGAAUCUGUAUUCCUGCACUGACUGUGAGAAGAGCUUCACAACAUCAAGGGCUCUGACAGUUCAUCAGAGAGAGCACACUGGAGAAAAGUCUUACUCUUGCACUGACUGUGGGAAAUGCUUCAAUAGAUCAUCUAAAUUAACCAUUCAUCAGAGAGUGCACACAGGAGAGAAGCCUUACUCCUGCUCGGACUGUGGAUCGAGUUUCUCCCAAUAUGGCCACUUAAAAUCACACCAACGUAUACACACCGGAGAGAAGCCAUACUUCUGCGCUGACUGUGGGAAUAGCUUCACAACAUCGAGGGCACUGACAAUUCAUCAGAGAGUGCACACUGGAGAGAAGCCUUAUUUCUGCUCUGAUUGUGGAAAGAGUUUCUCCCGAUUGGACACCUUAAAAAAUCACCAGUUAAUACAUCAAGGACAGAAGCCGUACUCCUGCUCUGACUGUGGGAAAUGCUUCAUUAAAUCAGCUAAAUUAACCAUUCAUCAGAGAGUGCACACUGGAGAGAAGCCUUAUUUCUGCUCUGACUGUGGAGAGAGUUUCUCCCGAUUGGAUGCCUUAAAAAGUCACCAACUAAUACACAAAGGACAGAAACCUUACGUCUGCUCUGACUGUGGGAAGAGUUUCUCUCAACUGGGCAACUUAAAAACCCACCAACGUAUACACUCAGGAGAGAAGCCAUUCUCCUGUUCUGACUGUGGGAAGGUAUUCUCAGUAUCUGGCAACCUAAAAACUCACCAACGUAUACAUAAAGGAGAGAAGCCAUUCUCCUGCUCUGAUUGUGGGAAGAGUUUCUCCAUGUCAGGCAACUUAAAAACCCACCUACGUAUCCAUAAAGGAGAGAAGCCUUACUCCUGUUCUGACUGUGGGAAAUGCUUCAAAACAUCAGCAGAGGUAAAUGUUCAUUGGAGAACACACACAGGAGAGAAGCCUUACCACUGUGACUGUGGGAAAAGUUUCUCCAGGUUGAAUACCUUAAAAACCCACCAACGUAUACACACAGGCGAAAAGCCAUUCUCCUGCUCUGUCUGUGGGAAGAGUUUCUCUGUAUCAUGCAACCUAAAAACCCACCAACGUAUACACACAGGAGAGAAGCCAUUCUCCUGCUCUGACUGUGGGAAGAGUUUCUCCAUAUCGGGCAACCUAAAAACCCACCAUUGUAUACAUAAAGGAGAGAAGCCUUACUCCUGCUCUGCUCGUGAUAAAUGCUGUCUCAUUGUUCUAUCUGUGAUGUCGCUGUUGAACUGUGGUAGUGGAGGAACAGGAAGUAAAAACAAAACAAAGAAAGCCGCAGAACUGUGCUGUCGAAACGAUAGCUUUUGCAUUACUACAGGACUAGAAUUAAGUCUGAGGCCGGUAACAUCAACAGUGAGGACAAACCCAGCCCUCCUCUCUCCUUCCACACUGAGUCCAAACCUACAGUCACUGGGUCCUGAUUGUGACAGUGGAGCCCAGUUUGCACUGCAGGAUCCAGAGAUGACAUCAGUGAAGCUGGAGGACUGCAGUCAAACACUGGAGCUGAAUGUCAACAUUAAAGAUGAAGAAGAGGAGGAGAAGAUUGGGAAAUCUGUUUCUCAUGGAGACCAUGUUGAGAUACUCUCUACAUCCAGAGAGCAACAGCCGGAAGAUCACAGAGCUAAGAGGUCUCACCACUGCCUACAUUGUGAGGAGAUUUUCCCAAUUCUAUCAAAGCUAAAAAUACACCUAAAAAUACACACUGGCGAGAAUCCGUAUUCCUGCUCUGACUGUGGGAAGACUUUCUCCCGAUUGGAUACCUUUAAAAUACAUGAACGUAUACAUACAGGAGAGAAUCCGUAUUCCUGUACUGACUGCGGGAAGAGCUUCACAACAUCAGGAACUCUGACAAUUCAUCAGAGAGUGCACACUGGAGAGAAGCCUUACUCCUGCUCUGACUGUGGGAAGAGGUUCUCUCAACAGAUCCAUUUACAAAAACACCAACAUAUUCAUACUGGAGAGAAGCCUUACUGCUGCUCUGACUGUGGGAAGAGUUUCACUCAACAGAACCACUUAAAAUGUCACCAGCGAAUACAUACAGGCGAGAAGCCUUACUCCUGCCCUGAAUGUGGGAAGAGUUUCAUCCGAUUGGAUAUUUUAAAAUGCCACCAGCGAAUACAUACAGGAGAGAAGCCUUAUUGCUGCUCUGAGUGUGGGAAGAGUUUCUCCCAACUGGGUAACUUAAAAACACACCAACUUAUACAUAAAGGAGAAAAGCCUUACUCCUGCUCUGACUGUGGGAAGUGCUUCACAACAUCAACUGAUGUAAAAGUUCAUAAAAGAGCACACACAGGAGAGAAGCCUUACUACUGCUCUGACUGUGGGAAGAGUUUCUCCAGAUUGUAUACCUUAACAACACACCAACAUAUACAUAAAGGAGAGAAGCCUCAUCAGUUCUCUCAGACCAGCUGGGGGACAGGAAGUUCCGGUAGGUGCCCACCAUUCUUCGGAAUAAAGAAAACGCCAGAACUGUGCUGUCCGUUUAUCGUUGUUUCUACAGGCCGACCAGAAUUAAGUCUGAGGCUGGUAACAUCAACAGUGGGGACAGACCCACCCUGUCUCUCUCCUUCCACACCGAGUCCAAACCUUCAGUCACUGGGUCCUGAUUGUGACAGUGGAGCCCAGUUUGCACUGCAGGAUCCAGAGAUGGCAUCAGUGAAGCUGGAAGACUGCAGUCAAACACUGGAGCCGAAUGUCAACAUUAAAGAUGAAGAAGAGGAGGAGAAGAUUGGGACAUCUGUUACUCAUGGAGACCAUGUUGAGACAUUCUCUACAUCCAGAGAGCAACAGCAGGAAAAUCACAGAGCUAAGAGGUCUCAUCCCUGCCCACAUUGUGAGGAGAUUUUCCCAUUUCUAUCAAAACUAAAAAUACACUUAAAAAUACACACAGGAGAUAAUCUGUAUUCCUGCACUGACUGUGGGAAGAGUUUAAAAACAUCACAGGCUCUGACAGUUCAUCAGAGAGUGCACACUGGAGAGAAACCUUACUCCUGCUCUGAUUGUGGGGAGCGUUUCUCUCAUCAGAGCAACUUAAAAACACACCAACGUAUACACACAGGGGAGAAGCCUUACUACUGCUCUGACUGUGGAAAAUGUUUCACAACGUCAACUGGGCUAAGAGUUCAUCAGAGAACACACACAGGAGAGAAGCCUUACUUCUGUUCUGACUGUGGGAGGAGUUUCAUAACAUCAAGGACUCUGACAGUUCAUCAGAAAAUGCACACUGGAGAGAAACCUUACUACUGCUCUGAUUGUGGGGAGAGUUUCUCUCAACAGAGCAAUUUUAAAACACACCAACGUACACACACAGGAGAUAAGCCUUACUACUGCUCUGACUGUGGGAAGGGUUUCUCUCAACAGAUCCACUUAAAAUGUCACCAGCGAAUACACACAGGAGAGAAGCCUUACUCCUGCUCUGACUGUGGGAAGGGUUUCUCCCAACAGAGCAACUUAAAAUGUCACCAACGCAUACAUAAAGGAGAGAAGCCUUACUCCUGCUCUGACUGUGGGAAGUGCUUCACAACAUCAACUGAGCUAAAAGUUCAUCAAAGAGGACACACGGGAGAGAAGCCUUACUCCUGCUCUGACUGUGGGAAGAGUUUCUCCCAACAGGGCAGCUUAAAAAUACACCAACGUAUACAUAAAGGGGAGAAGCCUUACUCCUGCUCUGACUGUGGGAAGUGCUUCACAACAUCAACUGAGCUAAAAAUUCAUCAAAGAAGACACACAGGAGAGAAGCCUUACUCCUGCUCUGACUGUCAGAAGAGUUUCUCCCAAUUGGCUACCUUAAAAACACAUCAACGUAUACAUAAAGGCAAGAAGCCUCAUCAGUUGUCUCAGGCCAGUUAAGAUUAGUCACUCCAUCGCUUCAUUCUCAUCUCGUAAAGGAAGUGGUAACAGGGAAUUUGAUAACAUUAAGACGAACACUAUUGUAAUCCUAUUGUUUCUCAUUGACAACUGUGCAGAGGGGGUGGUGCUGGAGAUGAAUAUUGAAUAUGAAGUUUAAACAUUUUCUUUUUAAGGCAAAAACAAAAGGAGGGUGGUUGGUUGGUCGGGGUGGAUGGGUCAGCAUAUAACAUGGACGUAUUGCAACCCCAAGGUUUCAUGUUCGAAUCUCAUCAUAGACAACUUUUGCAUUUUAGCUAAUAAGCAACUUUGCAACUACACUACAUGACCAAAAGUAUGUGGACACCUGCUCGUCGAACAUCUCAUUACAAAAUCAUGGGCAUUAAUAUGGACUUGGUUCCCCCCCCUCUGCUGCUAUAACA